GUCACACGUAUUUUGAUUUUGACAGCACUGUCAUUUGACAAUACUCAUAAGUGACAAAAGUCAACAUGUACCAAAGAUUACGUUUUUGAAUAAAUACUUACAAUAGCACUUUACAUAUGUGGCGAUUUUUGAAAAAUCGUUUAGUUAUUUAAUGGUUUUGAAUAAUGACAAUUUGAAAUGGGCGGAGAAAUAGUUUCUAUUCAAAAUGAAUCCAAUCCACAUUGUAGUAAAAAUGCACUUACGAACAUGUUUGGAUGGUUUUUACAAAUUGUUUUAGCGUGUCUGGCAUUUACGUGUUUAAUUUUAAAACGAUAUUUUGAGCCACCGUUGGAGCGACGUCCAUGGCAAAUAUGGUGGUAUGAUACUUCAAAACAAGGAAUGGGAGCAUUAGUUAUUCAUUUAGCGAAUGUGUAUCUUGCUGGUCAAUUUCAAGGCGAUCCAUGUACCUGGUAUAUAAUUAGUUUUUUGUUAGAUUCAACCGUUGGUUUGUUAAUUAUUUGUAUUGGUAUUCGAAUGUUCCAGUAUUUAGCUCAAUCAAGAAAUUGGAGCGCUAUUAAUUUUGGAGAGUAUGGUAAACCUGCAUCCACGAACGCGUGGCUUGCACAAUGUUGUUUGUAUAUUCUGUUAAUGAUAAUUGUUAAAAUUUUAAUUACAAUAAUAAUACAGUUAGAAUUUUGGAAAGAAGUUCGAGAAUUUAUUUUAGCACCAAUCACAAAUCCCGACGUUGAAGUGAUUUUUGUAAUGCUCAUUAUUCCAUUUUUUGUUAAUAUUUUAAUAUUUUGGGUAACAGAUAACUAUUUAAUGAGAAAGAAGACUGUCUCAUUCGAUUAUAACAAUGCAAAUCGAUUAUUAAAAAUACGUUUUCGUAAUUUACAAAAAGUGAAAAACGAGGAUUCUGGAAGUGAUGAUCAAUUAUUAUCUGAUGAUCUGUUAGAUAUCAAUGAAUGUCUUUAAAUUUUUUAUUAUCUAAUCUUAAAAUAUAGAUACUUGCGGGCUAAGAAAUUGACUCGUUUUUUUACUAAAAAAAUGGCAUGUGUACAACUUAAGAGUCGUCUGAUUUUUCUAUUAAUAUUAUUUCUCCGCCGAAAUAUAUCUCGUUAUUAUUAGUAGUCUUUUUUUAAUCGAGUGAUAUAAUCUAGAAACAGGAACAUUGAUUCAAAUCCAUGUCAAAAUUCAAAAAUUUCUUUAGUUUAAAUAAAGUGGAUCGAUUUCUUUGCUAUUGCAAGUAUUUCUUCAAUGCCAAAUAUUUAAAAAAAAACAUGAAUUUUUAUGUUUUAGAAAUAGUUUUAUGAGAGAUCUAAAUGCAUUUAUAUUUUAUUAAAAUAUUUCCAUAUUCCAAUGACUUGAUUUACAAAUUUUAGACAUAUAUUCCAGAAAAAGAUCAGAGCUGCCAGCUAGGGCCAAACGUUUUUAUUCCGUUGGGUCACUGAAAUUAUUCCGGAUCAAAGCUUAUUAAAUAAUUAUUGAUUUUUAGUCAGUUUAAAUUACUGUAAAUUAGAUAGAAUAUGAAAAUAACUAAAUAAUUUGUUUUUUUUUUUUUUAUUGCCAUAAAUUAUAAACGAUGAGUCUAGCCUCAAAUAAAUAAUGCAUUCCUUUGGCGAUAAAAUUUUUUAACACAAAGUUUACUUACCAUUUGAAGUUUUGCCCAAUCCAAUUAUACGAGGCAAUCUAGACUGCAAACUAGAUACAGAAAAUAACAAACUGAUUUUGGUUUUGUAUCCAAUUAUUCCAUCUGGCAGCAACCCGUGUAGAAAAUUUUCUCGAGUAAAAAACACUGGCCUAAAUAUUUUUACUGAGAGUUUCUUUUUUUUUCUGACAUACUAGC
Messenger RNA from Chrysoperla carnea, 1825 nucleotides. Its product is annotated as store-operated calcium entry regulator STIMATE-like. The coding region runs from base 178 to 954 and encodes 258 amino acids. The transcript has 4 exons. Gene Ontology annotation, cellular component: membrane. The record is from RefSeq and is a predicted model, not a curated record. NCBI's taxonomy places the organism in Eukaryota, Metazoa, Arthropoda, Insecta, Neuroptera, Chrysopidae.